This is a messenger RNA of Sesamum indicum (sesame), 1792 nucleotides long. RefSeq names its product scarecrow-like protein 3. The record is from RefSeq and is a predicted model, not a curated record. NCBI's taxonomy places the organism in Eukaryota, Viridiplantae, Streptophyta, Magnoliopsida, Lamiales, Pedaliaceae.
CAUAUUCCUCUGAAACCCACAAGGGACAAGAAAGCAAUGAAGACAAAAGCUACUUGUUUGAACUGUCACACACUUCUGCAGACACAUACAAGAAAUCAGACAUGGAAAAGUCCUUCAAGACAACAACUGCUUUAAUUCCAUUUGACUCACAAUCUUAGCAUUAGGACAAUUAAUGGAACAAGUAGCAUUUGAACUGCUGCAGAUUGAUUUGGACAAAUAUUUGUUGGCAGCAAUGGUUCAAGAGGAGGGAUCUUCCUCACUAAGCUCGUCGCCUCUGCAUAUGUUCUCCCUCAUGUCUCUUUCACCUGGUUUAGGAUCGCCGUUUCCUUGGCUCAGAGAGAUGGGGUCUGAGGAGAGAGGUUUGUGUUUGAUCCAUCUUCUUCUUGUUUGUGCCAAUCAUGUUGCUGCUGGAAGCAUCGAGAACGCCAAUAUAUGCCUGGAAUGUAUUUCACAUCUUGCCUCUCCUGCUGGUGAUACAAUGCAAAGGAUUGCGGCAUACUUCACUGAAGCUCUUGCUGAUCGAAUACUUAAAGGUUGGCCGGGACUGCAUAAGGCCCUCAAUUCCACGAAAACGACUUCUGUUGCUGAGGAAAUUCUAGUUCACAAGUUGUUUUAUGAAUUCUGUCCCUUUCUAAAGCUCUCAUAUGUUAUCACUAACCAGGCAAUUCUUGAAGCAAUGGAAGGGGAGAAAGUGGUUCACAUUAUUGAUCUCAAUUGUUUUGAGCCCACUCAGUGGAUUAGCCUUCUUCGGGCAUUGAGUGCACGGCCUGAUGGACCACCUCAUGUGAGAAUCACAGGUGUCCAUGAGCAGAACGAGGUGUUGGAUCAGAUGGCACAUCGGUUAAACGAAGAAGCUGAAAAGUUAGAUAUCCUGUUUCAAUUUAAUCCUAUAGUUUCAAAAUUGGAGAACCUUGAUGUUAAGAGCUUAUGCGUCAAAACUGGAGAAGCUGUUGCGGUCAGCUCUGUACUUCAGCUACAUUCUCUUUUAGCUGUCAAUCAUGAAAUGACUCAAAUGGAUUCACCCUAUUUAAGUAAGAGUCCCUGUACAUUGCAACGAGUCCUGCAGACGAAUCCAUGCACUUUAGGUGAAUUUCUGGAGAAGGAUGUGAUUAAUGCUUGCAGUGCCAGCCCUGAUUCUGCAUCAUCCUCACCGAUAUAUUCUGCCCCUUCACCUAAAAUGACGAGUUUUCUAUAUGCCCUUUGUGGUCUUUCACCCAAUCUAAUGGUGGUGACUGAGCAAGAAUCGAACCACAACGGAUUCAACUUGACUGAUAGAAUCACAGAAGCAUUAAACUUUUAUGCAGCUCUCUUUGAUUGCUUGGAGUCUACCAUGCCAAGAGCAUCCAUAGAACGUCAAAAGAUUGAGAAGAUGCUGUUUGGCAAGGAGAUCAAGAAUAUCAUUGCCUGUGAGGGUGUCGACAGAACGAAGAGGCAUGAGAAGCUUGACAAAUGGAUUCCUCGCCUUGAGUUGGCUGGUUUGGGCAAGGUGCCGUUGAGCUACCAUGCCAUGUUGCAGGCAAGGAGAUUGUUGCAGAGUUCUAACUACCACGGGUACAAAAUCAAAGACGAAAAUAGCUGUUUCAUGCUCUGCUGGCAGGAUCAACCACUCUUCUCAGUUUCAGCAUGGAGAUUUAGACAAUAUAGAUGAUCUCAACAUCAAAUGCAGAUAGUGUUUAUCUUUUAUUUUGAUUUCGUUACUUUGUACAAACCAUGUUGAAUCUCCGUUUCCCGUUCUUCCGAAACACAUAAUCUGAUGAGGAUGGAUCGAUAAUAGACCUCAAUAUUUGUACUA